AUGGAGAAUUAUGAGAAAAUCGAGAAAGUUGGCGAAGGAGCAUACGGUGUCGUCUACAAGGCUCGAGAGCUGAACUAUCCUAACCGCAUCGUUGCUCUAAAGAAAGUCCGACUCGAUGACGAAGAUGAGGGCGUCCCUAGUACAGCUAUCCGAGAGAUUUCUCUUCUCAAAGAAAUGAAGGACGAGAAUGUCGUCCAGUUGCUGAAUAUUGUACAUCUCGAUAGUCACAACCUCUAUCUCGUCAUGGAGUUCUUAGACUUGGAUCUGAAGAGAUAUAUGGACGCCCUGCCUGUCAGCGAAGGUGGCCGUGGCAAAUCUCUACAGAAUGCAGCGAUAAUGAAGCUCGGUUUAGACAAAGCGAUGGUGAAAAAGUUCAUGGCACAACUGCUUGAGGGUGUCCGCUAUUGUCAUAGUCAUCGUAUUCUACAUCGUGAUCUAAAGCCACAGAACUUGCUGAUUGACCGGGAUGGUACCCUGAAAUUGGGUGAUUUUGGAUUGGCUCGGGCUUUCCUUGUUCCCUUGAGGAGGUAUACACAUGAGGUUGUGACCCUAUGGUAUCGUGCACCGGAAAUCCUUCUUGGUAGUCCCUUAUACUCCACUGGCGUCGAUAUGUGGUCUGUAGGGGCUAUCUUUGCUGAGAUGUGCACGCGCAAGCCUCUCUUCCCUGGUGACUCGGAGAUUGACGAAAUCUUUACGAUUUUCCGCCGCCUUGGUACUCCCAACGAAGAGAACUGGCCCGGUGUUACUGCGUUACCCGACUACAAAGGCACUUUCCCUAAAUGGAAGCGACCUAGCACUCCUCUAGUCCCUGGCCUAGAGAGUGCUGGCUGUGAGCUACUAGAGUCUCUUCUCCAAUACGACCCCGCGGAAAGGCUUUCUGCAAAACAGGCUUGCCUUCAUCAUUACUUUCGCAAGGGAAGUUCAUACUACUCCGGACGCACGCCCGCUGAAGCAGCAAAGAAAUGA
Penicillium verrucosum is the source of this 966-nucleotide messenger RNA. Its product is annotated as cyclin-dependent kinase. The record is from RefSeq and is a predicted model, not a curated record. The transcript has 4 exons. NCBI's taxonomy places the organism in Eukaryota, Fungi, Ascomycota, Eurotiomycetes, Eurotiales, Aspergillaceae. Bases 1 to 966 code for a protein of 321 amino acids. Gene Ontology annotation, biological process: regulation of gene expression; signal transduction; protein phosphorylation. Gene Ontology annotation, cellular component: nucleus; cyclin-dependent protein kinase holoenzyme complex; cytoplasm. Gene Ontology annotation, molecular function: cyclin-dependent protein serine/threonine kinase activity; ATP binding; cyclin binding.